AUGGGAAUCGGCCUCAUGUAUCAUUACCGCCAGGAAAAUUCAUCUAUUGCUCAAAUCAUUGGCACCCAAAUUGCCGUCGGUAUCGGCGGGGGAAUGCUGAAUGUUCCAGCUCAGCUUGCCGUCCAAGCUUCGGUCCCUAGCCAUCAAAACGUCGCGGUCGCGACAGCCGUCUACUUAACCUGUGUGGAAAUGGGUGGUGCUGUUGGAAGUGCCAUCGCUGGUGUGAUUUGGGGCCAUGAUAUCCCCAAGAAAUUGGCCGAGUAUUCAACUACCAUCAAUAGUAGCGCCGUUUAUAACAGUAUCAACAACGCACUCGCGUAUCCUAUGGGAACUCCUGAGAGAAUCGCAAUCAACAGAGCGUAUCAGGAAACCAUGCAUAAAUUGCUCGUGGUGGCACUCUGUGUGAGUGCACCGAUUGUGAUUUUGUCUUUGGUGAUUAAGAAUGCCAGGUUAGAUGCUGGAGAGGACAAGGUCAAGGGAAGAGUUAUUGGCGGUACUGCGGAGGAGAAACAAGAAACACAGAAUAAUUAA
Molecule: messenger RNA, 531 nt
Organism: Sclerotinia sclerotiorum 1980 UF-70
Lineage: Eukaryota; Fungi; Ascomycota; Leotiomycetes; Helotiales; Sclerotiniaceae
Exons: 1
Coding region: 1-531 (176 amino acids)
Biological process (GO): siderophore transmembrane transport
Molecular function (GO): siderophore-iron transmembrane transporter activity
Source: RefSeq, a predicted model, not a curated record